Molecule: messenger RNA, 535 nt
Organism: Lymnaea stagnalis (great pond snail)
Lineage: Eukaryota; Metazoa; Mollusca; Gastropoda; Lymnaeidae
Source: the annotation of a GenBank genome assembly
CACUGAGUGACACUGACUAUUGAUGAACACAAACACAUCUCUCACUCAACCACAUUAGGCUAACGACACAGUGGUCUCUGCGGCUUCUGAGUAAACAGCCCUAAGCCAUUGUUUCUUUAAUAUGAGUGACCAAAGCGAAUUUACUGCAGACAGUUAAACAUUACACAUGCAUUUACUUGCAGAUUUAAGGAGUUUUACACCAUAUUCAUAUAAUCAUAGUGAAAGACCACUCGACAUGUCGGAGGUAGACGUCGAACCGUGUGACCUCACUAGGGAUCAACUUGUGAAAACGGGUAGCCCAAAUUUCAUGUGUUCUAUUCUACCUUCACAUUGGAGAUCUAAUAAAACUUUGCCGAAUCCAUUUAAAGUUGUUGCUAUUGGAGACGUGAAAGACGGUACAAAAGUUUGCAUCACAGCAGGUAAUGAUGAAAAUCUUUGUUCAGAACUAAGAAACAACACAACAUCAAUGAAAAAGCAAGUAGCUACAUUUAAUGACUUACGUUUCGUUGGAAGGAGUGGCCGAGGUAAGAUUUAA